Messenger RNA from Oryctolagus cuniculus (rabbit), 2785 nucleotides. The record is from RefSeq and is a predicted model, not a curated record. NCBI's taxonomy places the organism in Eukaryota, Metazoa, Chordata, Mammalia, Lagomorpha, Leporidae.
CGGGAGGGGCGCCGGCCGAUCCGUGCCAGCUCCGCAGGCCUGGCUGGGCGGGAGGCUGGCCCUUUAAGGACCGCCCGCGAGGAGGUGCCAGGUCCUGGCGGCUCCGUUCUCUCCUUCCUGGUCCUGCGGGGCAGGGACUGUCCGUGGGGCUGUGGGAGGAGGCCGUGCCCGGUGCCCGCCCAGGUGCCCCCGGCCUGGCCCCAUGGCCCUGGUCACAGUGAGCCGCUCGCCCCCGGCCAGCGGCCACUCCACGCCUGUGGGGCCCACGGCCCGGGCCAGCAAGCAGAGAAGCAGGCUCCAGCGCAGGCAGAGCUUUGCAGUGCUUCGCGGGGCAGUCCUGGGACUGCAAGACAACGGGGACAAUGACGGGGACAAUGCCGCCUCAGAGGCCAGCCUGGAGCUGGGUGAGGAGCAGCCCCACAGGGAGCACACCGACGGGGACCACACCGACGGGCACGGACCCCAGAAACAGGCGCAGAGGCAGCACCUGCACCUCAUGGUGGAGCUGCUGAGGCCGCAGGACGACAUCCGCCUGGCGGCCCAGCUGGAGGCGGCCCGGCCCCCGCGGCUCCGCUACCUGCUGGUGGUUUGCACGCGAGAACCUCCAAGCCAGGAUGAGACCGUCCUCCUGGGGGUGGAUUUUCCGGACAGCAGCUCCCCCAGCUGCACCUUGGGCCUGGUCUUGCCCCUCUGGAGUGACACCCAGGUGUACCUGGACGGAGAUGGGGGCUUCAGCGUGACUUCCGGGGGGCAGAGCCGCAUCUUCAAGCCCAUUUCCAUCCAGACUAUGUGGGCCACGCUCCAGGUGUUGCACCAAGCUUGUGAGGCGGCUCUGGGUGGCGGCCUCGUGCCUGGUGGAAGUGCCCUUGCCUGGGCCACCCACUACCAGGAGAGACUGGACUCUGACCAGGGCAGCCUCAAUGAGUGGAUGGCCAUGGCCGACCUGGAGUCUCUGCGGCCUCCCAGCGCUGAGCCUGGCCGGCCCCUAGAACAGCAGCAGAUGGAGCAGGCGAUCCGGGCCGAGCUGUGGAAGCUGCUGGACGCCAGUGACCUGGAGAGCAUCACUUCCAAGGAGAUCCGCCAGGCCCUGGAGCAGCGCCUGGGCUGCCCCCUCCAGCAGUACCGCGACUUCAUCGACAACCAGAUGCUGCUGUUUGUGGCCCAGCAGGACAGGGCCUCGCGCAUCUUCCCGCACCUCUACCUGGGCUCCGAGUGGAAUGCGGCGAACCUGGAGGAGCUGCAGAGAAACAGGGUCAGCCACAUCUUGAACAUGGCCCGGGAGAUCGACAACUUCUACCCCGAGCGCUUCACCUACCACAACGUGCGCCUCUGGGAUGAGGAGUCGGCACAGCUGCUGCCGCACUGGAAGGAGACGCACCGCUUCAUCGAGGAUGCCAGAGCGCAGGGCACCCGCGUGCUUGUCCACUGCAAGAUGGGCGUCAGCCGCUCAGCCGCCACGGUGGUGGCCUACGCCAUGAAGCAGUACAGCUGGAGCCUGGAGCAGGCCCUGCGCCACGUGCAGGAGCUCCGGCCCGUCGUGCGCCCCAACCCCGGCUUCCUGCGCCAGCUGCAAACCUACCAGGGCAUCCUGACCGCCAGCCGGCAGAGCCACAUCUGGGAGCAGAAAGUGGGUGGGGCCUCCCUGGAGGAGCCCCUGGCUCCCGAAGUUUCUACACCAUUACCGCCCCUUCCGCCAGAACCAGGGGGCAGCGGGGAGGCGAAGGCUCUGGUCUUGGAGGAGAGCCAGGCAGGGCCACGGCCCCGCAUCAACCUCCGCGGGGUCAUGCGAUCCAUCAGUCUCCUGGAGCCCCCCUCUGAGCUGGAGGGUGUCCUGGGGGACAGCGAGCUGCCAGAGGUUUUCCCUGCCCAGGAGUCUUCAGACGAAGAGCCCUGCCCUCAGCUCUCGAGGGCCAAGGGAGACCAGUGGGCCCACAGGAGGCCGUGGCCUGCCCUGAAGUCCCGCCAGUCUGUGGUCGCCCUCCAGAGCGCUGCCCUGGUGGCCAGCCGGACCCAGGCCUUCCAGGAGCAGGGGCAGGUGGAGGCCGGCGUGUCCUCCACACCCCGCCUGCGGAAGGUGGUGAGGCAGGCCCGCGUGGACGACAGCAGAGGCGAAGAUGAGGGCUCUGCUGCCUGUGGACCUGCCACAUCCCUCUCAGCUCCUCCCCAGGUGGCCCCAGACCCCGGCGUGGAAGCCUCACCGCCACGGCCCCAGACCCCGGUGUGACGGCCUCACCCCCACGGCCCCAGACCCCGCGUGACGGCCUCACCACCACGGCCCCAGACCCCGGCGUGACGGCCUCACCGCCACGGCCCCAGACCCCGCGUGACGGCCUCACCGCCACGGCCCCAGACCCCGCGUGACGGCCUCACCGCCACGGCCGCAGGCUCAGACCCACGCCCAAGGGCUCGGGACGCUCCCUGUAACGGGGGACACAGCAGAGACCGAAGGUGCCUUCGAGGGAGCGGCUCUCGCCCACAGUCGCUGAGAAAGGGCUUCCCAGCACAGAAGCGCUCAGGCCUGCCCCGCGCAACGCCCAGCGGCCAGCCCCAGAGCCAGGGGCCCCCAAGGCAGACAGCGCCUUCAGGCCCUGACCCCAGGAGCCUCCCAGGGGACUGGCAGGUCCCCUCCCCCGCACACCUCACCAAGGGCCUCCCGCAGCCGCGCACUGGGUCACAGGGCACCAGGCCAGGGAGUCUUCUUGGUCUCCUUGGCCUCUGGCCAGUUUUUCAGCCUUUACAGCACCUGGCUUUGUACUGAGAAAUAAACAUUUUCAUAGGAAGCGAC